AUGCUGAAAGCAGAAGGCGACGGCGAGGAGCAGCAAUCGUGUAGCUAUGGCUGGUUGACAAUCGUAGCUGUUGCCGUCAUCCUGAUUUCGACCGUGUUGACGUUUAUUUUCGCCGAUCACAUGUACCACGGGACUGAGGAUUAUUCGGGAGUGAGGAUAGAGCAGAUCGAAUGGCUGCCCGCGCAAGGAUUCGCCGCCGUUCCGCAGAAGAGCUUCACCCUCGCACGAGUGGCCCAGGACCCUGACAUGUGUUUCUUGAUCCCCAUCGAGUUGGAAAAGGAAAACGUCGCACUCCGAGUCCGACGAGCCCCAAGGCAAUCCAGAUUUACGCUCCAAUCCAAGUCUUGCGGCGUCGUGCUCGAGCUGGAGAAGAGUGAACUGUUCGGUAAGCGCGAAAGGCGAGAACUCGGUUGCGCACCUGUGAUGGUGAAAUGCGGCCGUAAUAUUAUCGGCCUCACCGAUAGCUGUACCGUCAAAACGGAAUGUGACGUACACGACUUGUGCGAGAGUUCGAAGAACUUUGCCACCUUA
This is a messenger RNA of Mesorhabditis spiculigera, 531 nucleotides long. Lineage: Eukaryota; Metazoa; Nematoda; Chromadorea; Rhabditida; Rhabditidae. The record is from the annotation of a GenBank genome assembly.